Molecule: messenger RNA, 2626 nt
Organism: Xenopus laevis (African clawed frog)
Lineage: Eukaryota; Metazoa; Chordata; Amphibia; Anura; Pipidae
Gene: alkbh8.S
Product: alkB homolog 8, tRNA methyltransferase S homeolog
Exons: 12
Coding region: 89-1996 (635 amino acids)
Biological process (GO): tRNA methylation; tRNA wobble uridine modification
Cellular component (GO): nucleus; cytoplasm
Molecular function (GO): nucleic acid binding; tRNA binding; S-adenosylmethionine-dependent methyltransferase activity
Source: RefSeq, a predicted model, not a curated record
GUCAAAAUCCGACGUACGCAGAGGAAGGGCGGAAGUGGAGCGCUAUUAGCGAGCAACGCAUUAUGGGAAGCGUAGAGACUUCCUGGCAAUGGCUGCCUGCAGUGAGUGCCAGGAGAAUAUUGGCAGCACUGAUGGAACAAGGCCGAAGUUGAGCAAAGAUGAAAAGAAGCUUCUAAAGAAACAAGCGAAGGCCAAGCACAUUCUACUGAAACAUGAAGGCAUUGAGACUGUGUCACAUCCAUCCCAGAGCCUGGUGGUUGCCAAUGGAGGACUUGGGAACGGAGUAAGCAGGCAGCAUCUGCUUGCCGUACUAGAAAGGUGUGGGCAGGUGGAAACUCUUCUGAUGCCCCCAAACAAGCCCUAUGCCUUUGUCACCUACAGCAGUGCAGAGGAGGCUACCAAAGCUUACACUUCGCUGAGUGGGCAAGAGAUCUGCGGUGGUGACUCGGAACAGCCAAUAACCUUGUACCUGAGUUUUGUCGAAAAAGUUGACGUGAAAGAGGUGUCGCCACCUUUAUUACCCCCUGGACUAAUCGUUAUAGAAGACUUUGUCUCUCCUGAGCAGGAAAAAACCAUGCUAGAAAGCAUUGACUGGGACACUGAUCCAUCCAUUCAGAAAUCAUUAAAGCACCGACGAGUGAAACAUUACGGAUACGAGUUCCGAUACGACAACAAUAAUGUAGAUAAGGACAAACCAUUGCCAGGAGGUCUCCCUGAUUUCUGUACUGAAGCACUAGGAAAAUGUCUACAGCGAGGACUUGCAAAGCAUAAACAUGAUCAACUGACAAUCAACCAAUAUGAGCCCGGCCAAGGAAUCCCGCCUCACGUUGAUACCCAUUCUGCAUUUGAAGAUGAGAUUCUAUCCCUUAGCUUGGGAGCUGAGAUUGUGAUGGAUUUCAAACACCCCGACGGUUCUGUUGUGUCUGUGAUGCUUCCCCGAAGGAGCCUUCUAAUCAUGAGUGGAGAAUCUAGAUAUCUCUGGACACAUGGGAUCACACCAAGAAAGUUUGAUGUUAUUCAGGUAUCAGAAAGGCAAACAGUCGGGACAGUUAGUGAAAAUUCAGAGGCAUUAACAUUGAACAAGAGGAGUACAAGGACAUCUUUCACUUUCAGGAAAAUAAGGCACAGCCCCUGUGAUUGCGCCUUCCCAUUAUUAUGCGACAGCCGACAAACGCGGGAAGAAAAAUCACCUCCUCAGGUUGGAGAGUUGGGAGCUUCAACCUUGGAGAGAGAAUAUGUACAUAAGGUCUAUGAAGAUAUAGCCGGCCAUUUCAGCAGCACGAGGCAUACCCCAUGGCCCAGAAUUUCAGAAUUCCUCCAGAGUCUGCCCAAAGGUUCCCUCGUGGCAGAUGUAGGCUGCGGCAAUGGGAAGUAUCUUGGUAUAAACAAAGAUCUGUGCAUGAUUGGCUGUGAUCGCAGCAACAACCUGGUGGACAUUUGUAGAGAGAGACAAUUUGAGGCCUUUGUUUGUGACGCUCUAUCUGUCCCUUUCCGGGACGGCUCGUUCGACGCCUGUAUCUCCAUAGCUGUGAUCCACCAUUUUGCCACAGAAGAGAGAAGAAUUGCUGCCCUGCAGGAACUGAUCCGGCUACUCAGGGACGGAGGCAAAGCACUCAUUUAUGUUUGGGCCCUGGAGCAGGAGUACAAGAAAAACAAAUCGAAGUACCUAAAGGAAAGCAAAAUCAGCCAAGCGGCAAGCUCAGAUGCAGCGGCUGCAAAUCCUGAAGCAAAGGAGUCUUUACCCAUUCACACUAACAGGACGUCCUUUCAUUCCCAAGAUCUCUUGGUUCCCUGGCACCUGAAACAGACCAAUAAGAAUAAAGUCACUGGGACACAUGAAAAUAAGGAACAUGACCCUAGUUCUGUCUACCAUCGCUUUUACCAUGUGUUCUGUGAAGGGGAGCUGGAAGCUAUGUGCAACCGACUGAGCAACGUUGUGAUCCGACACAGUUACUACGAUCAGGGAAAUUGGUGCGUCGUCCUGGAGAAGCAAUGAAAUGGCAUUGUGGGACAGUUUUCCUUUGGCAGAGGCAAUAUAUACAUAUUUUUAUCUGUACACCGCCUGUUUUAAUGAUCGCGUAUCUAUGGCUAUUUAUUUGAACUUGGCUUAUGGGGCUUGAACUCUUUUAUUUCUUAUUCCCUACUGAAUAUAGGAAGGCACUGGUGAGAGCUUUCUUAUUUACUGUCAGUACAGGGUGAUGAGCAUCUUCCAGUUCCCUGUGCUGCCUGUAUUCUAAGGCCAAUGAAAUAAGAAUUUGUUGGUUAUACCGAUAGGAAAGAACAGGGGUGGAGUGUCAUUAUCAGUCAUUCUAUAUGAGCUUUAUUUUGAGAGUUUUAUCUGAGCACUGAGCUGGUGGAGCAGAUAUAUGUAUCCCAAUAUACCAAGCUCACUGUUGUGGUAUCUAAUGAUGAUGCUUGUAUCAUGGUACAGCAGCUCUUUCACAGACGAUUUUAUCUUGUCAUUGUUAGGGAUGAGCGAAUUUUUUGUCUCGUUUCGCCAAAAAGACACCCAUAGACUUAUAUGGCAGUGUGCGUAAAAAAAAAGGACGCGCGUCAAAACAAUUUCGCCGUACGACAAUAUUUUUGUGGAUGUAACUUUUUUUUAACAAAUAAAAAUGAAAAACAA